UUAAAAAUGAAAUUGUGUUUCGCAUCGCACGUGAGAAACCAGUCAGCAGUCACACAUGUCACAUCAGAAGAGGAAACAUGACGUGUCGCGAAUAAAAAAAAGAAAAAAUGAGGGAAUAACAUAGAAGAAUGGUGAGUGGAGCAGGAGAAGAAAUCCCUUGGCCUUAAAUUCACCGAAGAAGAGGUGACGUGUCUCUGUGGAGAAGGAGAAGCAGUCAAGGCCAAGAGUUAGCGAGUGAGUGCGCGCAAAAAGGGAAAAAGAAAACAAAAAAAGAAGAAGCACACAAACACACACACUAACAUAACACAACAGUCAACGUUUUGCAUUGUCUGUAUUAUGUGUGUGUUGGGUUUGUGCAUUAAACCUCAAUUGCACAGUACCUUCUUUUUUCUCUCUCUCUUUAUGUCUGAAUCUGAGUCUUAAGUCUUAACACAGACCAAAAACCCUAUCACCAUUCAAACACCAUUCCCCUCAUCAUCACCAUGAUGGCUCCUUCUCAUCCACCCCAUCAACUUCAUUAUCAUCAUUGGGCCCCAUCUCCAUCUCCAUCUCCGUCUCCAACGCCACUCGUUAACAAGUCUUCCUUAUCCCCGUCGUCAAAGUUGCCAGCGGUGGACUUCACCCCGCCUUUAAUAGCAAUGGUGGUGGUUGUCGCCACCGCCUUUGUCGUCGUUACUUAUUCUCGCCUUAUCGCCCGCCACCUCAGACCUCCCAUCCACCGCCUACUCCGGCGGUUUCGGCGGCGGUCCUUCCUACCGUCAUCAUUGAGCGACGUUGACUCCCUCCCUUACGAGUCACCUUUCGAUGGCCCACAUCAUGUGAUGUUCUCUCCUUACGGUCUUGACGAGUCUGUUAUCAAAACCAUACCUUUCUCUCUCUACACCGCCAAAUACGACAACCGUUUCGAGGAUUCACGCCGUGACUGCGCCGUUUGCUUGCUCGAAUUCGAAGACGACGAUUACGUUCGCACGCUUCCCGUUUGCUCCCACACUUUCCACGUUGACUGCAUCGACGCUUGGCUUCGUUCCCACGCUAACUGCCCUCUCUGCCGUGCCGGAGUUCUCUGCGCUCAAUCUCCGUUCACGCCAAUGAUGGCCGCAAGGAUCCGACCUAGCCUCGACGACGACGCCAUUCUCCACCGGAUUAAUAUGGAACCCAUCCUCGAUGCUCCGCUUCCGCCGCCGUCUCACUCCUCCUUCCCGGAGAUCGUGCCCUGCGUCGACGACCACUCUCCGAGGAGGAACAACGGCAAUUCGGAGGAUCGGUUUAACGGAAGGGACUUUCUCCUGAAGCGGUCCUAUUCGUUCGGGUUCGAGCGGAGCCUGGCGUCGGAGAGGAUGGUUAUGGAGCCGGCGACUGCGUCGCCGUGGCGGUACCGGAGAGGGAGCAACAGUUUCUGGAGUAAGAGGCCGUCGCCGUUUGGAUCGCUGGGGAAGCCGCGGGUGUUUUCGUUCAGGUAUUACAGAGGGAUGAAGUCUCCGUUUUUCCGGCGAAGGGGGUUCUUUCCGUUGUCGGAGUCCAGCAUGAGGUACGGCGGCGGCGGGAGCUCGUCACGGCGAAGCAAGUCGAUAGCAAGCCCCAUGUUCAUGAGAUCAUCCGGUUUGGGAACGGCGGGUUUUUCGUCAAGCCGGCUGAGGUGCGGUGAUCCCGAGGCGCUGCUGUCACCGGAGAGGUUUAACAGAAGAUGAAGUGAAAUGGUCAAAAUGUAAAAGGGUUGAAUAUAUUUGAUUUUGACGAAAAUACCCCUGAGAGUGGACACGUGGAAGUACGGGACAGGUUGAUGGUGCAUGAGUGGGAGCUUCGAUCGGAGAUGGGUGGUGUAAUUGACGGAGAAUGGAGGGUGAUGGUGUGGGUCAGGUCAAUGAGGAAUUAAAUGGAGGUGGUAGCAUGCGUUUAAUUUAAUGGGACUGCUCUGCCAAUUUCUAGAGACUCAUUAAUUGAUGGUAACAAGUGCAUUUAAUUGGAUACAGAGACCUAAACUAAAGAAUACAAGAGAAGAUAGUUUCUUUUCUAUUUCCCCCCCCCCCCCCCCCCCCCUCUCUCUCUCUCUCUUAUCUAUUAUUCUCCGUGCCUUUGAUCAGACUCUGAUGGAGUAAGGGGCAGUUUUAAAGAGGAAGCUCAUAAAUGAGAGGAGGAUAAGAUAGAGGUUGGGCUUGGCCCCUUUCAUGUAUUUUACAACCUCAUGUCAUGGGGGCAUUUGACAAAUGGGUUGUGUUUCCACUUCCUUGUUUCAUGAGGUAGCAAUUUAGUUUUGUUUAUGCCACCGACUGAAAAAAGAAAAAGAAAACCCCAUGUGAAACAAUUCAAGAUACAAAUGACAUAAAUUGUAGUGACCUAGGGUGACUCUCUAGGCUUUUGCCCACAGACGUA
This is a messenger RNA of Gastrolobium bilobum, 2370 nucleotides long. Its product is annotated as RING-H2 finger protein ATL65. Lineage: Eukaryota; Viridiplantae; Streptophyta; Magnoliopsida; Fabales; Fabaceae. The record is from RefSeq and is a predicted model, not a curated record. Gene Ontology annotation, biological process: protein ubiquitination. The coding region runs from base 483 to 1688 and encodes 401 amino acids. Gene Ontology annotation, molecular function: transferase activity. The transcript has a single exon.